ACAGUGGCGUACAGAGGGCGCUGCAGCACGACGAUGGCUGCCACCACUGAUGGAGAUAACGUGGAGCGCAAGGAACAGGCCCCGCAAUGCGAUGGCCUGGGCCGAGGCUACAUGUGGUGGAGGCGAAGACGUUUUCAACUGGCAUUCCUGUGCUUCGUUGGAUUCGCAAAUCUCUAUGCUGUCAGAGUUAACAUCAGUGUCGCCAUUGUCGACAUGGUGGCUAACCGUUCAGUUAGCACAGAAAACAACACGGUGAUAUAUGAGCAAGAUUUUCCAUGGGACUCAAGAGUGCAGAGCCUGGUGCUGAGCAUGUUCUUCUAUGGCUAUGUGCUCACACAGUUGGCAGGUGGCUGGCUAGCUACUCGGUUUGGUGGUGCUAGGCUCGUAGGGAUAGCAGUCGCUGGCUCUGUACUGUUGUCAGUUUUCACACCACCCCUUGCCUAUUCCAGCUUAUACCUGCUGAUGGCUGCUCGUGUCCUUAUGGGCUGUUUUCAGGGAAUGGUAAUGCCAGCAAUGAAUGAAAUGUGGGUGUAUUGGGCACCAAUUGAAGAACGCUCUCGUUUGAUUACAAUUACUUUGUCUGGCUGUUCAUUUGGCACUGUAAUUGCAAUGCCAGCAUCUGGAAUCAUAGCUUCUUCACUCAGUUGGCCUUUUGUGUUCUACAUAUUUGGAGGAUUAGGAUUACUAUGGUAUGCAAUUUGGGUGCCAUGUGUGAAGAAUACUCCAGAAAAUGAUACCAGAAUUUCAGUAGAAGAGUUAAAAUACAUCACUGAAAGGAAAGACUAUUCAGCUCAAGAAAGUAAGACUAUUAAAACUCCUUGGCUUAAAAUAUUCUCAUCACCACCAUUCAUUGCAACUGUCAUAUCACAUUUUGCAGCUAAUUAUGGACUUUUCAUGUUUCUGACAGAAUUACCUACUUUUAUGAGUGAUACUCUUAAUUUUGAUCUCCAGAAAACAGGGUUUCUUUCUGCUCUCCCCCACUUAGUGAUGUGUAUUGUCCUUCAGAUCUCAGGUCACUUGUAUGACUACUUAAAUAAGAAGAAAGUUCUUUCUCCCACACUGUUGCGAAAGUUGUUUCUUUGUGGAUCGUUUAUCAUACAGGCUGCACUGUUAGUGCUAGCUUCUUAUCUCAGGAUACCUGCAGCAGUUGCACUGUGUCUAACAAUGUGUCUGGGGGCAGGUGCAUUAUGCUAUACAGCUCUGUGCUCAUUGUUUAUGGAUCUGUCACCAUUACAUAGCAGCAUAUUAUCUGGAAUUUCUUCCACUGUGGCAAAUUUAUCUGGAAUGAUUGCACCAGUUGUAGCAGGCUUUAUUGUGCGGAACAAGACUGCUGAAGAGUGGAGAAUUGUUUUCUUCAUUGCUGCUGCAGUUUAUGUUACAGCUGCUUUAAUUUUUGGUGUUUUGGGAUCAUCCGAAAGGCAGCACUGGGCAAAAGAGUCUGCAGCAUCUGGUGAUAAUAACAAGCCACAUGAAGAAAUAAAUAUAAGUGAAACAAAAGAUGUAGUGACACAUAUGUAAUGUAAUUUCUAGUAAUUUUAAUGUAGCUGGUCUUUGUGAUGCUGUGAUAUGAAACUGAGAGUCACCAUUUCUUUGAUAGAUCAGAAGCAUUUUAAUUCAGUUGUAAUGGAAAAAAGUUACUUGUAAUAAUUGUUUAAUGUUCUCAUGUGCUUUAAAUUUAGAUGCAAAGUUUUAUUUGCAUCUUUCAAAUCAAUGUGAAUCUCAAGAUUUAUAUGAAUUUAUAUUUAUUGCCUCGAAUAUCAUUAGUGUAUAUAGACAGUCAUAUACAUAAAACCUAUAUACAUCAAGACAUGUGUAAAUAUUAUCACUUAAUAAAAUUUAUUGCUCAUCUCAGUAAGUGGAGGUUUUAUAACUGAGAUUUUCUUUAUUUUUUUUCCUCUAUUUUGCUCCAUCUGGAAUUCACACAUACUUUUAUGAGAUUUGAUUCAUAUAUCAUGUUAUUAUCAUGGCAUGUUCAGUAUUAUUAUAUGAGAAAUUAAGAUUACAAUGGACAAUUAUUAAUCUUUUUGUGUCAUAUUCCAAUGACUAAGGCAAUAUUCAUGUACUAAAAAACACAUUUUUCCACAAAACAAUCCCAUAUGUACUAUAUCUGACACAUUUUCACAUUUGAAUUACGUACGUCACUGUGUGUUCCUCUGUUAUUUUCAGUUAGACUCAGAGUUGUUUACGUAAGAGAAGUUCUGAUCAUACUUUCAAACUCAAGCACAACAUAAUCAAUUUCAAUAGUUGCAUCAUAACUCAUGCCAUCUUGACCCGGAGCACUGUUGUCAGCCAGUCCAUUGAGAAUCUCAGUUUCACAGAAAUAGUAAUCCUUUCCAAAAGCCACACCUUCAGCUCUACACCAGAAUUAAGUCAUAUUGGAUUGGUCAAAAAUCUAGUCUCCUUCAUGUGGUUCCUAUAGUAAAAUAAAUACUUGUCAC
Molecule: messenger RNA, 2438 nt
Organism: Schistocerca cancellata (South American locust)
Lineage: Eukaryota; Metazoa; Arthropoda; Insecta; Orthoptera; Acrididae
Product: sialin-like
Exons: 10
Coding region: 34-1518 (494 amino acids)
Biological process (GO): transmembrane transport; monoatomic anion transport
Cellular component (GO): plasma membrane
Molecular function (GO): transmembrane transporter activity
Source: RefSeq, a predicted model, not a curated record